AUGUUCCAAUGCAUGGAUUGUGGGGAUAAAAUGUUAUCCUGUCGGUGUGCUUGGAGGAAUCAUCAUCCUCAUCAGGUUAUCGAUCUUGAAGUUGCUGAGGUGAAGAAACUGGGGAAAGUGACUCGCGAAACGAUCAUUCCACAAAUUGAGGCCUACAAUGUCUGUUUCCCAGAACUCCAAUCGGAUUUGAUCAAGAAUUUCAAUGAGUGCCAAAAGAAAAUUCUCAGUCGAACCGAUCAACUCGGUUACCUCAAUGGGUUUGCAGAAGCAAAGGAGCAACAGAAGGCUUGCAUAGCAUUUGGCGAGAGAUUCGAGACGAUUUGCGAGAAAUACUUGGGGGAAUUGCGGUCAUUCAACACCGGUAUUGAGAAGCUGAUCGAUGUCAUCAACGAGUCGCCGAAA
Mesorhabditis belari is the source of this 402-nucleotide messenger RNA. The record is from the annotation of a GenBank genome assembly. NCBI's taxonomy places the organism in Eukaryota, Metazoa, Nematoda, Chromadorea, Rhabditida, Rhabditidae.